AUGAGUAUAAUUCAGAGAACCUCAUAUUCGUUGGUAACCCCAACUACACCACACUCCAUAGAAUCCAUAGAGCCAAGAUCCAGGAUAGGAUCUACUAUAUUGAUAGAAAACGAAACGAUAGAAAAGAAAAAGACUGACAUUAAAUUGGCAUCAAAGACGGUAACCAAAAAGUUUCUCAAAAAAGGGCCAGCUAAAAGGGAGAAGACUUCAGAAGCUACAAGGACUCGUGUUAAAAAAGGACCACUAAAGGGGGCCAAGAGUCCGCGGAGCAAGGUACUGUCGCGAAAUAACUCGCCGACGAUCGUAAAGGACGGGAAAUCCAGGGGAAGUUCUAGAGAAGCGUCACGGAGGUCGAGCCAGAAAUUCAAUUUCCGUGAUCGCUCCUCUAGGAGUUUACUUCUCGAUUCCCCAGCGAAUCGGACGAGUUUGUUCUCUUUGGCCUCGGAUAUAUCCCUUUCAUCCAGAUUAUCCACGAGUUCGCGAAGACACAAAAGCAGGGCUAUCAGAAGUAAGUCAUCAAUAACCAAGACAGGAUAUUGGGGUCGCCAUAGGAUACAUCUUUUAAAAACGGAGAAGCCACAGGAAGCAGAUGAUGUGCAGAAAGAUAACUCAGAUGCGGACAAUACACAAAUAGAAUUUGUGGAAUCGUCAGAAUCCGAUUCGGUAGAGAUAAAUACUAUCUCAGAUAGCGAUUCUAGAAAGGCUCUUACUAGCAUUUUAUCAGGUUCUGAGACCGAAACAGAGUCUACUCUUUCGGAACUGGAAUGUGGCCUUGAAGAACCAGAGCACGAUGGACAAGCUGAGAGACUUAAUUUUCUGCAAAUAUUUGGCCGCCUUCCCGACAUAAACCUCUUGUCGGCUAGCGGCAGUGCCGAGAGUGUAGAAGUACCCAAUCAGGAGGGGCGAUUCCUGCCAGCCUUGGACGUAGGAAGCUAUAGAUCAAGAGAGACGGACAGCUCAACGGAUCUCGAAGUGGAGGAAGAAUACAUCGAAAAUCCAGACCUAAGAACAUUCAGCUCUGAAAUCAGUCUAGGCAGUCUUACCGAUGGUGACGAGGAAAUCGAAAUCGAAAUAGUGCCACAAAAAAUACCGGAUGAGGAUGUAAGUGAAUAUUUACUGAGCAUUCGUCCCAGAACAACGAUCUUCAGUGAUACCUCGCCGAUCGAUGAUGAAGUCAGCUUGGCCAACGCGGAGGUUAUCGAAAACUUUCUUAUCGUCAUAAUAAACGAAGUGGUGGAGUACGCUGAAAGAACUUCAGUGCGAAGGGGGCGUGUAAGUCGACUGCUGGACAAGGAGAAAAUGCUGGAGGAGCUGCAUCAUUUGGUCAUCGACUACCAAUCCGAGCUGCACCGAAACCACGGUCUCGAAAAGGUCACUACGGAGUAUUAUGUGAGGCGUAAGGAGUUCGACCUGGUCAUCGUACCCAAGCAAAUCGAUACAAUCUAUCGCGAGCGACUUAUAUCAGCUCAAGUGGAACUCGAUAAUCGCUUGGAGCAGAUGAAGCAGACUGAGGAGUUAUGUCACAAGCAAAUUCAGGACUUAACCGAGGAGCUCGCUGUUUCUCGCAGCCUGAAUGCCGAGAAAGUCACCCAAUUCGAAGCGAAAGUCAGAGAAACUCUCUGUAAAGAAGGUUGCGAUCACUUGAAACUGGUCAUUGAGGAUCUGUUUCGAAAAAUGAACACAGUUCGCGAUGAAAUGUCUCAUAUGCGAGGGGAAUUGAUUUUCAUUCAGCACCGAUUGCAAGCCUUAAAAAAUAAAUCGGAAAAACUGGAAAAUCUUGGUAAUGGUUUGCGAGUUCUUGAAUAUAUUUCCAAUCAGGGCAGCAAUUACGCGCUGAAACAAAAGCUUGAAGAUAGAGAUUUGGAGCUGAAGCGGUUGCGCGAACGUCAAAUUCACGCUUUCCAUGCGAUGGCCCAUUGGAUGAAUAAAAAGAAAAUGAACGAGGAAUUGCUGCACCCACGAAAAAAAAAUCCUGAAAAAAUGAAGGCUAAGCUAAAAUCGCAGGAGCAACUGAAGAAGGAUCUCCGGGAUAGUCUCUUCAAGGAAAGGGUGCAACACAAGCAUCUAAAAAAACAGACUACGAAGCUGAAAACAGCCGGCUGUCUGAUGCAUUAUCCGGAUUUGCUGCGGGACUACGAUGCAACUGAAAGCCACUUGAGGACCAAGCGAGUGUUGGUCAGGAAGCUCUACAUAGAACACAACCGCCUGGAACAGAAAAUAUCAGAGGUUGAUGCCAGUAUUGACCGUUUUACCUCGGCACUGAGAUCCAAACAUAGCUUUUUCUUCGGCUCCUUGAGGUUUAGCAGACAAAGGAGGCAAAGUUAA
Drosophila takahashii is the source of this 2325-nucleotide messenger RNA. Lineage: Eukaryota; Metazoa; Arthropoda; Insecta; Diptera; Drosophilidae. The record is from RefSeq and is a predicted model, not a curated record.